Messenger RNA from Ylistrum balloti, 4876 nucleotides. RefSeq names its product THO complex subunit 2-like. Gene Ontology annotation, molecular function: mRNA binding. NCBI's taxonomy places the organism in Eukaryota, Metazoa, Mollusca, Bivalvia, Pectinida, Pectinidae. The record is from RefSeq and is a predicted model, not a curated record. Gene Ontology annotation, cellular component: THO complex part of transcription export complex. The transcript has 36 exons. Gene Ontology annotation, biological process: mRNA processing; mRNA export from nucleus.
AUGUCAAGACUAAAACAAAGUUAUACUACAAACAACAAAAGUUCAACCUACUGCGUGAAGAAAGUGAAGGAUAUGCAAAGCUUGUCACUGAACUUAAUCAAGAGAUCACAGACAAGACAACUUACACACAGGUGUUAGAGAAUCUUAAAUCGCUUAUAGGGUGCUUUGACUUGGAUCCUAACCGUGUGUUGGACAUCUUGUUAGAAUCAUUUGAGCGUCGUCCAGAACUUGAUGAUUUCUAUGUGCCACUCUUCAAAGAAUAUGUCACAGAGCAAAAGACACUGUGUCACAUCCUUGGUUUCAAAUUCCAUUUCUUCAAGGCAUGAGGAAACCCCAGCCAGUCUGUACACACUCGCGGCCCAUUUACUGCAGAACGGACUGAUUGACUUGGACUCCCUCUAUCCCCAUCUAUCGCCCCCAGAUGCAAAGAUUCGGGAACACCAUCAAAAGGAUAUAGAUGAUGCCAAGGCCUAUGCCAGGAAACUAAGUGUUGUAAUUCUGUCUGAACGUUCAGAGGACAAAAAGGAUGAUGAUACAGUCAAAGUUGAUGUGCAUGUGACCAACCAGAAGUUGGGAUUAAUUGAGGCCUUAUUGGGACUGGGAGCUUGGAGCAAUGCCAAACAGAUUCUUGAUCGGCUGCCUGAAUUCUUUGCCACCACACAUAAGCCCAUCGCAGUAGCUUUGUGUUCUCUGGUGCAUUACAUGAUGGACCCUGUUUACAGGAUGAACUCAGGACUGCCAAGUAAGAUCCUGAAGAGCAAGGUGCCUGAUGGUGGAAGAUUCGGCAGCAAGGUGGCACAGGCACAUACAUUCCGAGACCUACAUCAGAUGGUGCUGCCAAUCAUGAGAUAUAUUGGACCAUAUACUUCCUGUGACCCGAUUCUCAUGGUCAAAAUAAUCAGAAUGGGCAAGAAUUUCAUGGGAAAGAGACAUAGUGGUGGUAUCAGUCCUGAUGACGAAGUUGCUUACUACGGCUUCCUCAACAUGUUGGACGAAGCAUUGUUACCUGGCAUGGUGCUUUUACCCUGUAACUGUUGCAUCUCGGAGGAGCUGUGGGGCUUUAUCAAACUCUUCCCAUACAUGCUAAGAUAUCGUUUGUAUGGAAACUGGAAGAAUGAUACUUAUAGUCAUCAUGCGAAGCUGAUUCGAGCUCGAGCUGAUUGUAUGGAGAGGGCCAAGUACAUAAUGAAACGUCUAGCAAAGGAGAAUGUGAAGCCAUCUGGACGUCAGCUUGGAAAACUUAGUCACAGUAACCCAGGGGUUGUGUUUGAAUAUGUACUGUCUCAGAUCCAGAGAUAUGACAACUUCAUUGGACCUGUAGUGGAUUCUCUCAAAUAUCUCACUUCACUAUCUUAUGAUGUGUUGGCUUUUUGCAUAAUUGAAGCAGUGGCAAAUCCAGAGAAGGACCGAAUGAAGUAUGAUGACACAAAUAUCUCCUUGUGGCUGCAGAGUUUGGCAAAUUUCACUGGGUCUAUCUGUCGGAAGUACAACAUAGAGUUGGCUGGGGUGAUGCAGUAUGUGGCCAAUCAGCUCAAGGCUGGCAAAAGCUUUGAUUUGCUGCUCCUGCGUGAAGUUGUCCAAAAGAUGGCAGGCAUAGAAGUUUCUGAAGAAAUUACUGGGGACCAGCUGGAUGCCAUGUCGGGAGGAGAGCUGCUUCGUCAAGAGGGUGGCUACUUUUCCCAAGUGAGAAAUACCAAAAAAUCAUCAACUCGUCUGAAGGAUACUCUACUGGAACAUGACUUGGCUCUUUCCCUAUGUCUGCUGAUAGCACAACAUAGAGAUGGGGUUGUAUUUCAAGAAGGUGCUGAUACACAUCUCAAACUUAUUGGAAAGCUUUAUGAUCAGUGCCAGGACACGCUGGUUCAGUUCGGGAGUUUUCUGUCCAUGCAGCUGAGCUCUGAGGAGUUUGUUAAACGUUUACCAGAUGUAGACACUCUCAUUACAACAUAUCAUAUACCCCCAGAUGCAGCCUUCUUUCUUUGUAGGCCUGCAUUUACAUAUGCAAUUAAUUCAAAGUUUGAUGAACUCAGGAAAAUCGACAAAAGCAGUAAACACAACUCCAGUCAACAGAAAAUGCUGAGAUAUAUAGAGGCAUCAGAGUUUGUCAAUGGUCCUGUGAUAGAGUUGGUGCGGCCACUGUACACUCCCAAAGUGUGGGAAGAUCUCAGUGCCCCUUUCUUCGUGACUUUUUGGUCCCUGCAAAUGUAUGACCUUGCAGUACCCUCCAAUGUGUAUGACAAACAGAACCAGCAGCUGAAUGCACAAAUCAAUGCUAUUGAGGAAAAUAAAGACAUGCCUCAGAGUAAGAAGAAGAAAGAAAAAGAAAGAUGUAACACACUGAUAGACAAACUGAAAGAUGAAGAGAAGAAACAGGGCGAACAUGUGGCACGUGUCCUCAAUAGACUCAAGAAUCAAAAGGAACAGUGGUUCAUCUCCAGAUCAACAAAGAAUGAGACGAUCACGCAGUUUCUUCAGCUGUGUAUAUUCCCCAGGUGCUGUUUUACAGCCAUUGAUGCCUUGUACUGUUCAAAGUUUAUACACAUACUUCACGACUUGAAGACUCCCAACUUUUCUACUCUCAUCUGUUACGACAGGAUAUUCUGUGAUAUUACCUACACUGUGACAUGUUGUACUGAGAACGAAGCUCAUCGUUAUGGUCGAUUUCUGUGUGCAGCACUUGAUACCAUUAUGAGAUGGCAUAGCAACAAGGGUAUCUAUGAAAAGGAGUGUGCCAGUUACCCAGGGUUUGUAACAGUGUUCCGUAAAGGUACAGAUAGUAACAACAAAGCUGAUCAGCUAGACUACGAGAAUUAUCGUCAUGUAUGUCACAAGUGGCAGUUCAGGAUUACAAAGGCAAUGGUGUCUUGUCUCGAGUCUGGAAAGUUCAUACAGAUUCGCAAUGCUCUCAUUGUGCUCACAAAGAUCCUGCAGCACUAUCCACGCAUCACACAGUUUGGCCAGGCACUGGAACGACGUGUGGACAGACUGAGACAAGAAGAGAAAGAAAAACGACCAGACAUAUAUGCCCUUGCUAUGGGAUAUUCAGGACAGCUUAAAAGCAAAAAAUCUUCCUGGGUUCAAGAAGCAGAAUUCCACUUGAAAGACAAAGAGGUGAAAAGCACUGUAAAGACCCCUAGUGCUACAUCCCAGCCAGCCAGUGCUCAGCCCACCAAUGGUGUCGCAGAGAAUGGGUCCAAAAAGACCAAUGGGGAGGUGAAAUCUCAAUCAAAGAGGACAGAAAAUGGUGAAGUUUUAAGUUCAAAGUCAAAGGAACCAAAGGAAAGUAAGGAAGUCAAAGAGAAGAAAUCACGUGAACCUGUGGAGAAGAAAGAAAAAUCAGAUUCUAAAUCCAAAAUAUCUUCUGAGAAGUACCCUGGAAAUGUUGAAGAGAGGAGAGAAGUAACAUCAAGCUCUAAAAAAGAGAAAGAAAACAGCUAUAAAGACAAAGAGGAGAAGUCAUCUAAAGAUAAAGAUAAGUCUCAUGUGGAGGAAAGGUCAACGAAAGAGAGAGGUCAUAGUAGCAAAGAAGUUAAACAUGUCAAGGAUGAGGACACAGAGUGGGUAGCCAAAGAAGAUCGAGGCCACUCCUCAAAAGAGUCAAAUAGGAUUAAAGAGGAGAAAGUCCGUAUUAAAGAGGAACCCAGAGAAAGGAAAAUCGAAAUAAAAGCAGAAAAAACAGUGAAACGUGAAGACAAACAUGAGAAGGUGAAACUGAAAAGAAUGUAUGACACUGAAACGAGGGACAGCAGAGAGGUGAGAGAUACAGGCAGGGACAUGGUGAGGGAGUAUCGGGAGUCACCCAAGGAGCGGGAAGGCCAUCGAGAGAGACGAGGAGAGGAACAUCCUGAGAGAGCUUCCAGUGUAGGUUCCAGUGGUAGCCAUGGAUCCGCCAACAUUCGUCGUAGCCCAGACAAGUCGCCUCAAUAUGCAGAUGAACGAGAUGGAAAACGACGUCGCCUGGACACCUCUGCCACACCUUCAAGUUCCAAGGAAAGUGUUCGGAGCGAAUCACGAGAAAGACACAAGCGGAGUCCAUCAUAUGAGAGGGAGAAGGAGCGAGACAGAGAUAGGAGGGAACGAAAAAGGGAAAGUCUAGAUGAUCGAGGUGAGGUGGAGACAAAGAGGAAGAAAAGUCUUGAGCCGUCCAGUAGUAAAUCAAGUUCAAAAGUGAAUGGAGAUGCAGAAAGACAUGUCAGCAAAUCUACAGAAAAAUCUCAGAAACAUGACAAAUUGAUGAGUUCGGCAGUAUUUCAGGAGGAGGAGGCAUCGCCACAGAGAACAAAAAAAGACAAGGAAAAGUCCAAGAAAAGUGACCGUAGUGACAAGGAAAAGAGUAAAGACAAAUCGUCCAGUUCAAAGAAGAGCAAAAAAUGAUGACAAGUGUUCUUAAAAUCAACAUUCAUUGAUACUUUGUAGAAAAUUGCCAAGAUAUACUGAUAAAUUAUUAUUUUUGACUGUUUAAUGGUCAUUGUAUAUAUAGAAAUCAUGAAGAUUGCUCGAUUUCUGACAGUGCUAAACACAUGAAUGGGGGGUGAAAGCGUUUUGGUCCGAAAGAAAACAAGAAUAUUUUCCUGGAUGGGAAACAUGCUGCAUCUGCUGUAUGAGGGGUGUGAAAGGACAGUGAUAUCAGUUCGUCAUUUGUUAAGUCUUUCAUUCAAGUUGGAAACUUGUUGAUUUUGUUAGUGAUAGUAUAAGUGGUGUGAGUGAAGUACACAGGAUGGACUAACAGUUCCUUAAAUGUUUUACUGUGAGCGACUGUCAAACUGUAUGUCUGAUGACAAGAUCAGUGCAAGUGGAAUCAUGGAACAAAACCAAACGUCUAAAUAUUUUAUUAUCAUGAAACUGAAACAAAGUAAAUAUGUUAAACAUGAAAAAA